Molecule: messenger RNA, 3309 nt
Organism: Nematolebias whitei (Rio pearlfish)
Lineage: Eukaryota; Metazoa; Chordata; Actinopteri; Cyprinodontiformes; Rivulidae
Product: synaptopodin
Exons: 2
Coding region: 996-3233 (745 amino acids)
Biological process (GO): positive regulation of actin filament bundle assembly
Cellular component (GO): Z disc; nucleus; actin cytoskeleton
Molecular function (GO): actin binding
Source: RefSeq, a predicted model, not a curated record
GGAGGCGGAUUAGCUAAAACACAGCGACCUACCAUCUGCUGAGCUCUCACUUUAUUUAAAGCCUGAGAGAAGAACCCAAACAAACCCUUUAAAGGUUUUUCUCCAGGAGACAGAAGUCAUCAGAAAGGGAAGUUUUUGGUCUAGGAUGUGGAUAAUUCAUCGCUCAAAGUGCUCAUAUGUUUCAGACUUCAUCAAAAUUGAAAACAAAACAAAAAACGUUUCCACUGUGUUUUCAUAGAAAACUGACGAAAUACACAGGAGAGAAAUGAGCUGUCUUGUUUUAAGAAACUGCAUAUUCCUUUUCUGUAUGAUAAACAAAUGCUGAGGAAAGCAGCUUUAACUAAAAGUUUUUGAGGGCUGAAUACGAAGCAGACUGGACUGACCUUUUCACAGUGAUUUUUUUUUUGCACAUGCACCUUAACAGGAGGAAGUUGCCAUUUACAUUGUUUCCCUUCAUGCCGCCGUAUAGACUUUUAAUCUUUCAGAUAAAGACCAGAGCCCUCUCUUAGAAAAAAAAAAAAAGUAAUCUGCAGGCCGCAGACCGAGAAGCAAACAAAAACAUGUUCUGGUGACCAAAAUAGAACCGGAGAACGAGCAAAAUCUGGGAAGGCGAAAAAAAAAAGGAGCAAUAAAAAGAUGCAAACAGGGAACGCUGGAGAGUUUCCCUUCCCUCCGUGCCAGUUUUUUUUAACAGAGCACAACAAACUUGAGUAAUUUCUGUGGCUGCUUUCCAUGGGAACACAUCCAAAAGACACUGGAGCUGACCCUCCUGGGAGGACCGGAUAAGCUGCGUUUAAUACUUACUGAAGAAGAAUGUUAAAGUAAAGUCCUCUUGUCAAACUCAGGAACAAAGUUUGCGAGGAAUACUCCUGAACGAGAGGACGGGACUGCAAGCGGCGACCUGGACUUUUCGCAGCGUUUUCUUUUACUGUGUUCGCCGCAUUCAUUAAGGAUUCAAAGGAACACGAGACUGACGUAUCGUAUUCUGGGUGGCGAUGGAGAGAGGACACAUGUCCAUCAGGAGGGGAGUGAGCUGGAGUCCAGGAGAACUGAGAAAACCUCUGAAGCUAAAGGAAGACAUGCACGGCUCCGAGUCGGACGGAAACACAUCAUGGGAGAGGAGGGGAGUCAACGAAAAGCACAUGAGCCGGAAAACAAGUCUGACCAGGAGUGCCAGUUUAUCAGAGAAGGAGCUGAGGGAGGCACGCCUGAAGAGUCAAAUCAUCGCUGCUCAGCUUACCACCCACCCGUCCAACUCCAGCUCUACCUCCAGGGGUGUCCAACUCUUUAACCGCCGUAAGCAGAGAGUGAAUGCCUUCACGCUUGAAAGUUGUGAACGGGGGUCAGAGGUGGACAAAACGGAGAAUGUGAAAAACAACAACUCGUCUGACAAACAAACAUGGGCAGAGAGGAGCAUUGAAGAAAAGGAUAAGGACCUUAAUUUGAAAAAUACAAAACCACUCGUCUUGUCGCCUAUGAACUCUGUAGGUGUUAUCAUGGAUGAGCCAAGUAAGGAUUUUAAUAAAGAACACAUUGACAACAACGUUAUCCAGGAGAGACAUUUCCUUCCUGUUAAAGAGGAAGAAGAAGACGAAGAGGCAAAAGACGAGAUCCAAGAUGUUCUAAAGGACAACGAGAUGUCUUUCAAAAGGGACAACACUGACACAGUUCAGAUGACACAUGUAGAAAGGGAGACAGAGACAAUUGAGGGCCACACAGAACCAGUUUCCAGUACAAAACUUCCCAAUGGUUGUCACAGCACUUCUGGACCUGAAAGGACCUCCAUGCCCCAAUCGAAGCAGGCAACUGCCAUCGUCAACAGAACUGCCAGGCCUUUCUUCUCACCCCCAACAGUGCUCUCUUCAGAGGCAGUCAAUCCUGUGAUGGACAUACCACCUCCUCCAUCUUACUCCACACCUCCUCUCCCUUCUUCAGCUGUCCAGCCUGUCACAUUCUCACCGCUGCCUCCACCUCCGUCUUAUCCAAUGCCUCCUCUGCCAGCCUUCACAAAUCAACCCCCACAGACCUUCUACUCAAGUCCCUCUCUGAUGUCUCCUGUCAUGUCCCCUUCCUCUCCUCUACCAUCCCAUUUCCCUGUUUCUCAGUACCCACCCGUCCUCCAGUGUGGCCCUCCCACUGCCCAAAAGCUCUCCACUUUUGUUCCCCAGCACACGGAGGAGAGGAAGAUGAUAACACAAAUCAAAACAGGAAUACUCGAAGAAGGGGCUGCCAGAAGAACAACAAAGAAGUCAAUGUUUACAUUUAAAGAGAAGCCAGUGAUAGCUCCCAACCCUGAGCUGCUCUCUCUGGUGCAAGGGGCAGAUGAAAGAAAGAAACAUGGACACGUAUCUGUUCCUGAGCCAGCAUCUGAAGAUGAGUUAAUGGCUCUGGGAGCAGAAGCCUCCAACUUCCUGGCCAAAGAAGCAAGCACAACAGAGGGAACAAAAGCACCAGAGUGGGCCUCUUGUCUCAAGAGCUCAAAGACCCGACCGAGGAUGGAGCACCAUCCAGAGCAAACCCUCACCAAUGUGUCGGGAAAAGGGGUUGAGCUGUUUGCAAAACGACAGUCCAGGAUGGAGAAAUAUGUUGUCAAGGAUCAGAAUGUGGGACAAAUUAGGUCUCCCUCUCCUGCAAUGUCACUACCACCAUCUUGGGUUUAUCCAUCAAACAUGCCAGGACGAGUUAAAGCCAUUGCCAAGAACUCUGACAUGAGUGCUCAGCUUUCUCAGAAUCUGAAAGCCCAACAAGCAGUCAAGCAAAAACAAAGGCCAAAAGCUGCAUCACCAGAACCAGUUCCUGAGCCGCCUCCUUUGGAAAAUGGCUGCUCUAAGAUUGAGAUGGACCUUUCAAGGCAUCGGCCUUAUCAGCUUAACUCUUCCCUCUUCACCUUUAAUCCGGUCAAGGACCCAAUCAGUACCCUCCCCAGAGGAGCACCGCAGGCCAAGAACCAAUUUACCACCAGCACUUUUCCCAAACAGACUUCUCUUACCAACAAUGCCCCUUCCCGCUUCCAAAGCAUGUCUCCUCAGCUGCCUCUCAGCCCCACAAGAGUACCAGAGUAUCCAUCAAAUCUAGGUUCUGGACAUCCAGGGAUCAGUUCUCCUGUGCCUGCCUUUUCUUCUGAGCGAGUCUCCUCUUCUCGAUUGGGAGUUCAGGCACCAAGGCCAACGUUUUCUGCCAAGAAGGCAGGAAUUACACCACAGGUGUGGAGACCCUCUCUGUACCACUUUUAGAAAAUGUGUUCAUGUCAGAGACUGAAUAUUAUGCAGAGAUUAACCAUGUCUACAAAAUUUAAGCAAAUUUUAGUGG